AUGUCAACAUGUUACAAAGUAUUCUUCAACUUUAGAGGACCCGAUACACACUUGGACAUUGCUGAUAUCCUGUAUACCAAUCUCAUUGAUGUUGGAAUUCGAGCAUACAGAGAUAACGAAGAGCUCCGUACUGGCGAAGAGAUCGGUCCAGUGCUUCUCCAAGCAAUUGAGCAGUCCAAAAUCUUGAUACCCAUCUUCUCUAAAGGCUAUGCCAACAGUAAGUGGCGUCUUACGGAAUUGGUACAGACGGUGAAGUGCAAGAGAGCUACGGGGCAGAAGAUUGUGCCCAUUUUCUUUGGUGUCAGGCCAUCUGAGGUUCGAAACCAAAUUGGGGAUUAUGGUGAGGCCUUUCUUUUGCACGUGAAGAAGAAGCAGUUUGAUGAAAACACCAUGCUUGGGUGUAAGGCUGCUCUCAAUGAGAUAGGAGCCUUAAAAGGGAUGGGAUUUCCAAAGCAAUCCGAAUAG
This is a messenger RNA of Eucalyptus grandis, 465 nucleotides long. RefSeq names its product TMV resistance protein N-like. Gene Ontology annotation, biological process: signal transduction. The coding region runs from base 1 to 465 and encodes 154 amino acids. The record is from RefSeq and is a predicted model, not a curated record. Lineage: Eukaryota; Viridiplantae; Streptophyta; Magnoliopsida; Myrtales; Myrtaceae. The transcript has a single exon.